AAAAUGGGAUUUUUCAAUAAACCCUUUAGGGUUAAAUCCAACACACAGAUGAAAGGUUCUGACAAGAAGAAGCUGAAAGUUCAGUUAAUCGCAGCAUUCCCUCUUCUGACGGAAGACGACCUUAACAACCUUAUUCCGACCAAGGAUGAAAUCAUUCAAAGUAAAAUUUAUACCUUUGGUGGAGAGAGUCUGCUUCUUUAUAUUCACAACAGAGAUACUGUGUUCUUCCAGCUGGAGAAGGAGAAAACCUUCUACCCUUCCGUUUACACACUUUGGAAACAUCCAUUACUGUUACCUGUGUUUACUACGCAUCCGCCUGUGCUAGCUAAGCUGGUGAAUGGAGCUGAUCUGAUGCUUCCUGGAAUAGUUGUAGAUGAAUCUAAAGGAAUUAAAGCUUACUGUGAUGGCAAAUUGGAAAAGGGAGAUAUUGUUUCUGUUAACCUGACUUCUAACAUGGCUCCUGUAGCGAUUGGACGAACUUGGAGAUCUUCAGAGGAUAUGUAUAUGGCAGUGAGAAGAGGUAAAGGGGUGGAUAUUCUUCACACAUACGGGGACCAGGUACAAAAAUUGAAUCUUUUUUUCUUUAAAAUGUGUUUAAUUUUAUUUGAUCAAUGUAAUCUACAGCUUAAAGGUUUCCAUCGUCGUUAUUGUCGUGACCCUAUUGCAUAUGAUGAAGAAUUAUUAACUAAAGACUAA
Molecule: messenger RNA, 696 nt
Organism: Eurytemora carolleeae
Lineage: Eukaryota; Metazoa; Arthropoda; Copepoda; Calanoida; Temoridae
Product: eukaryotic translation initiation factor 2D
Exons: 8
Coding region: 4-696 (230 amino acids)
Biological process (GO): formation of translation preinitiation complex
Molecular function (GO): RNA binding; translation initiation factor activity
Source: RefSeq, a predicted model, not a curated record